This is a messenger RNA of Didymosphaeria variabile, 1116 nucleotides long. RefSeq lists its product as uncharacterized. NCBI's taxonomy places the organism in Eukaryota, Fungi, Ascomycota, Dothideomycetes, Pleosporales, Didymosphaeriaceae. The transcript has 3 exons. The record is from RefSeq and is a predicted model, not a curated record. The coding region runs from base 1 to 1116 and encodes 371 amino acids.
AUGCUAAUGUAUUCUACAGGUGGCAAGGGUGUCAAUGGAACCAAUGCUCCGAGGUACAUGGUCGAGAGUGACUACGACUACGCCUCCGUAGUCUUGGGUCUGCACCAGGAGUUCAUCGAAUUGGAUCUCUUCAACCACGGUGUAGCUAAAUUUUCGGAGCAAGAUUUCCUCGAUGCCGGUCUCACUGCUGAGGACCGCACGUUCCUUUCCUACAUGGCGACGCAGGAAGCUGAUCAUGCUACGUUACUCACCAACAUGCUGGGUGAAUCCGCACCAAAGCAAUGUAUCUAUGACUAUCCUUUCACGACUGUGCGUGAGUACAUUGACUUCAACAUCAAGUUGACGCGAUGGGGUGAAAGCGGUAACUGGGGGUUUUUGUCUCACUUGGACUCUCGUGAGGUAUCGACCUUGUUAGUUCAAGCUGAAGCGGUCGAGGCGCGUCAGCAAAUGAUCUUCAGACAAUGGUUGGGUCUGCACCCCAUGCCUCUCUCCUUCGUCCCUGGCAUUCCCCAAUCAUGGCACUGGACUCUGCUUGCUCCAUACAUCUCCUCGUGCCCUGAGAACAACACCCGCAUUGCCUGGCAGAACUUCCCUCAGCUGACCAUCGACAACCUGCCCAACCCAAACAGGGUCUCCCCCAACGACACCAAAACCGACGAAGUAGUCGGCCCCCGUGUCGCCGACCCCUCCGCCUCCAACCUCACCGACUCAGAAUCCUGCCUCCACAACACCACCCUCGGCUACGACUGCUCCCCCGCAAUCGCCCACAACAGGAGCGAACCGCUCACCUUCCCCGGCCGCAAAGUCUUCCUCUCCUGGGAAGACCCCGGCAAAGCCGUCGGCCCUAACAACAGCUACGUGACCUCCACCUCCGCCGGCGCGCCCAAGUUCGUGGCCUGGCUGAGCCAGAUUAACCUCACGUAUACCCCGCUGGAGGUGACUGGCCAAAAUAAGGGCUGGACGUGGCAGCCGCCGAAUGAGGUGUAUGUGGGCGAUCCGGCGGUCAACGGGACGGUGUUUCUGGCGGUCACGGAUAGUGAUUUGUACUUGACGCCGUUUAAUCUGAGUCUGAUCAAUCCGCAUGUUAAUGCUUUGGGGAUUAUGAUUGCGGGGUAG